AUGGCAGCCGCCUCUUUCCGCUACGGCAUGACCAUCACUGGGGCCGUGCUGCUGGUGACGGGGACGCUGUGCUUCGCCUGGUGGAGCGAUGGAGAGGUGGGCACCCCGGCCAGCAGUGGGGCUCGCCUCCUGCCUCCCCGGGAAGCCGAGAUGGUGUCCAGCUCCUCCUCCAGUGCCCUGCUCCGCUCCGUCAGCUUCUUCUGCUGUGGCAUCGGUGGCAUCCUCCUCCUCUUUGGGCUCCUCUGGUCCGUGAAAGCCAACGCCAGGGUGGUCUCCCGCCGCUACCAGUACCAUUUCCCCAGGGACCUGCAGUACUUCACCGCGGAGCCUCUGGAGAAGUGGAACUGCAGUACCUGGGACACCAGCACCAUCCCGACCUACGAAGAAGCCCUGACCUGCAGACCUGCCCAUGGCGCCCCAGCCUACGUCCAGCCCCCGAGGAGGAAGGAGGAGCUCACGCCGCCCCUGUAUCGCUACCUGGAGGAGGACGAGAGCUGGCAGGGUGGCCACCGGCGCAGCUCCUCCGACAGCGCCUUGUUCCGCCCCAGCCUGUCCUGGCUGGAGACCCAGCACCCCGGGGAGCUGCAGGCAACGCCUCCCCCCAGUUACGAAAACAUCAGCAUCCGGGGCGUCUGA
Aptenodytes forsteri (emperor penguin) is the source of this 636-nucleotide messenger RNA. RefSeq names its product transmembrane protein 61 (gene TMEM61). The record is from RefSeq and is a predicted model, not a curated record. The transcript is spliced from 2 exons. NCBI's taxonomy places the organism in Eukaryota, Metazoa, Chordata, Aves, Sphenisciformes, Spheniscidae. Bases 1 to 636 code for a protein of 211 amino acids.